AGGGGUGGUGGUUUCUCCCCUCCCCAUCAACUCACGCGUGCAACGCAACAACAACGCACCUGGACAGACGUCUGCCUUGCAAGACUUCGAUAUUUACCUCCAUUGAAAACAAAUAGUACUAAUAUAGAAACGAUAGCUACCUCGUCCAUGCACGCCACGGCUGCCCGACUGAAGCCGCUGUUCCGCCGGGUCCGCGUGCACGCCCACGGCGGCCCCGCAGCGCUCUCCGUCGACGACUUCGAUCCGGCGACAGAUCUCGUGGUGGGGCCGUCAGACGUGCUCGUGCGCAACGCCUACGCGGGCGUGAACUUCAUCGACACCUACUACCGCAGCGGCCUCUACAUGAAGCCGACGAUGCCGUACGUCGUCGGGGAAGAAGGCGCCGGCGCGGUGUUGAAGGUCGGAGCAGGAGUGUCCACUGCGCUGCUGGGCAAACGCGUGGCUUACUACGGUGGCCUCGGCUCCUCCGGCAGCUACGCGUCCUUCUCCACUGUCCGCGGCUCCGCCGUGCGUGAGAUCCCGCCUGGCGUGUCGGACGAGGCCGCCGCGGCGGUGAUGUGCCAGGGCCUGACGGCGCACUACCUCAUCGACGCCAGCUACCCCUGCGCGCCGGGCAGCACCGUCGUCGUGCACGCGGCGGCCGGCGGGACCGGGCUGCUCGUGUGUCAGAUGGCGAAGCUGCGUGGCGCACGCGUGAUCGGGGUGUGCGGCGGCGCGGAGAAGGCGGCGCUGGCGCGCAGCGUUGGCCGGGCGGACGUUGUGAUCGACCAUGCGGCGACGCCGGACUGGGCGGCCGCGGUGCGUGCGGUGGCGCCUGCGCACGGCGUGGACGCGGUCUACGACGGCGUGGGCCGGUCCACCUUCGCCGGCAGCCUGUCGCUGCUGCGCAAGCGGGGCUACAUGAUCUCCUUCGGCAACGCCAGCGGCGCCGUGCCGCCGGUCGCGCCGCUGGAGCUGUCGCGCGCGGGCAGCGUGUACCUGCAGCGGCCCACGCUGGCGGACUUCAUGCUGACGGCGGAGGAGGCGGACCGGCGGGCGGCGGAGGUGUUUGGCUGGAUCGCGUCGAAGCAGCUGACGCUGACGAUCGGGCACGUGUACCCGCUGCGUGACGCGGCCCAGGCGCACAUCGACCUCGAGUCGCGCAAGACAACGGGCAAGCUGCUUUUGAACUGUAUUGAUUAA
Leptomonas pyrrhocoris is the source of this 1182-nucleotide messenger RNA. Its product is annotated as putative quinone oxidoreductase. The coding region runs from base 148 to 1182 and encodes 344 amino acids. Gene Ontology annotation, molecular function: quinone reductase (NADPH) activity. Gene Ontology annotation, biological process: cellular response to oxidative stress. Lineage: Eukaryota; Euglenozoa; Kinetoplastea; Trypanosomatida; Trypanosomatidae. The transcript has a single exon. Gene Ontology annotation, cellular component: cytoplasm. The record is from RefSeq and is a predicted model, not a curated record.